Molecule: messenger RNA, 7631 nt
Organism: Odocoileus virginianus texanus
Lineage: Eukaryota; Metazoa; Chordata; Mammalia; Artiodactyla; Cervidae
Source: RefSeq, a predicted model, not a curated record
AGAUGAGGCUCGCGUCCAGCGCGGCAUGCGCUGCAGCGGCUCUGCGGAGCGCCGGGGCCCCGCUGUGCGCAUCCCGCGACCCUAGAGGCCUACGACCCGCCGGCGCGCCAUGGCCACGCUGCCGAGCGCAGAGCGCCGAGCUUUCGCGCUCAAGAUCAACAGGUAUUCUUCUGCGGAAAUAAGGAAACAGUUUACCCUCCCACCAAACCUUGGCCAGUACCAUCGACAAAGCAUAAGUACCUCUGGCUUCCCCUCUCUUCAGCUACCUCAGUUCUAUGACCCCGUGGAGCCAGUGGACUUUGAAGGACUUCUGAUGACACACCUGAACAGCCUGGAUGUGGAGCUUGCCCAGGAGCUGGGAGACUUCUCCGAGGACGACUUGGAUGUGGUGUUCACACCGAAGGAAUGUCGAACUUUGCAGCCUUCUUUACCGGAGGAAGGGGUUGAACUCGACCCACACGUCAGGGACUGUGUUCAGACCUAUAUUCGGGAGUGGCUAAUUGUGAAUCGGAAGAACCAAGGAAGUUCAGAGAUUUGCAGCUUUAAAAAGACUGGAUCCAGAAAAGAUUUUCACAGGACGCUUCAGAAACAGACGUUUGAGUCAGAAACCUUGGAGUGCAGUGAACCCAGCGCUCAGGCAGGUCCCCGCCACCUGAACGUGCUGUGUGAUGUCUCUGGGAAAGGUCCCAACACUGCCUGUGACUUUGACCUCCGUAGCCUGCAGCCUGACCCGAGGCUGGAAAACCUUGUACAGCAAGUGAGCGCUGAGGACUUCGAGAAGCAGAAUGAGGAGGCGCGGAGGACCAAUCGGCAGGCCGAGCUCUUUGCCCUUUACCCGUCAGUGGAUGAGGAGGAUGCUGUGGAAAUACGUCCGGUACCAGAAUGUCCCAAGGAACAUCUGGGAAACAGAAUAUUGGUCAAGUUGCUGUCCCUGAAGUUUGAGAUAGAAAUUGAGCCUCUGUUUGCCAGCAUUGCCCUCUAUGAUGUUAAAGAAAGGAAAAAGAUCUCAGAAAAUUUUCACUGUGACCUGAACUCUGACCAGUUUAAAGGAUUUCUGCGUGCUCACACACCCUCUGUUGCCACAUCCAGUCAGGCAAGAUCUGCGGUGUUCUCGGUCACCUACCCAUCCUCGGACAUCUACCUAGUAGCUAAGAUUGAAAAAGUUCUUCAGCAGGGAGAGAUUGGAGACUGUGCAGAACCCUACAUGGUUAUCAAAGAAAGUGAUGGCGGAAAGAGUAAAGAAAAGAUUGAAAAACUAAAACUUCAAGCUGAAUCCUUCUGCCAGCGUUUGGGGAAAUACCGGAUGCCCUUUGCUUGGGCUCCCAUAAGCUUAGCAAGUUUCUUCAAUGUCUCUACCCUGGACAGGGAGGUAACCGAUGUGGAGUCCAUGGUUGGGAAAGCCUCUGCGGGUGAGCGAAGAACUUUGUCCCAAUCUCGAAGACUUUCUGAAAGAGCCUUCUCCUUGGAGGAAAAUGGGGUUGGAUCCAACUUCAGGACUUUAACCGUUACCAGCUUUUUCAAGCAGGAGGGAGAUCGCCUCAGUGAUGAAGACUUAUUCAAGUUUUUAGCUGACUACAAAAGAUCUUCAUCCCUACAGAGAAGAGUCAAGUCAAUUCCAGGCUUGCUCAGACUGGAGAUAGCUCUGGCUCCAGAGACCAUCAAUUGCUGUCUGACUCCUGAGAUGCUGCCAGUGAGGCCCUUUCCUGAGAACCGGGGACGCCCACACAAAGAGAUACUGGAAUUUCCAAUCCGAGAAGUAUAUGUCCCUCAUACUGUGUACAGAAACCUUCUCUAUGUCUACCCACAGAGGCUGAACUUUGCUAACAAACUAGCGUCUGCCCGGAACAUCACAAUCAAAAUCCAGUUUAUGUGUGGAGAGGAUGCCAGCAGUGCUAUGCCGGUCAUCUUUGGAAAAUCCAAUGGCCCUGAAUUUCUGCAGGAAGUGUACACAGCCGUUACAUACCAUAACAAGUCUCCUGACUUCUAUGAAGAAGUGAAAAUUAAGCUCCCUGCUAAGCUUACAGUAAAUCACCACCUCCUGUUCACCUUCUAUCAUAUCAGCUGUCAGCAGAAGCAAGGAAACUCAGUAGAAAGUCUCCUGGGAUAUUCAAUACCAGUGUCAGCAGUCUUUCCCUCCUGUUUCCUGUGCUGCCUUCUUUGCCCACACAUUCUGCUGCCGUCCACUCGUUUAAAGGAGCCCAGUGAACGCUCCCUUCUGCCUGCACCAGCACCAAUUCUCAUGCUUCUCGUUCUGGUUGCUGGUCAGUGGCCAGGACUCCUUGUCCCUGCCCCCAAAGAAUGUUCCACCUCAAGUUCAUCAAGGACCCACUGUGGGGCCACCCAUUUUUCUCUUGGUUCCUCAGCCAACUUCUCUCAGUUUGCCUUCGAGUCCGUGGUGGUCACCGCCAACAGUCUGCACAACAGCAAGGGCCUGGGCAAGGACCAGCAUGGAAGAAACUGCCUGCUGGCCUCUUACGUGCACUAUGUCUUCCGCCUGCCGGAGCCGCAGAGAGACAUGCCCAAGUCAGGCGGCCCCGCGGUCCUCCCGGACCCUCGCUACCACACGUAUGGACGCACAUCUGCUGCGGCUGUGAGUUCGAAGCUGCUACAGGCCCGGGUGAUGAGCAGCAGUAACCCAGACCUCGCGGGGACGCACUGUGCCGCAGAUGAGGAAGUUAAGAACAUUAUGUCUUCAAAGAUUGCUGAUCGCAGCUGCAACCGGAUGUCUUACUAUUGCUCCAGCAAUAGUGAUGCUCCAAGUUCAACAACAGCCCCCAGGCCAGUCAGCAAAAAGCAUUUCCAUGAGGAGCUUGCCCUACAGAUGGUGGUCAGCACUGGAAUGGUGAAAGAAACAGUCUUCAAGUACUCCUGGUUCUUCUUUGAGCUUCUGGUGAAAAGCAUGGCCCAGUAUGUACAUAACAUGGACAAGCGGGACAAUUUUCGGAGGACUCGUUUUUCUGACCGUUUCAAAGAUGACAUAACUACUAUUGUUAAUGUGGUCACCUCGGAGAUUGCAGCCCUUUUAGUAAAACCUCAGAAGGAAACUGAACAGGCGGAAAAGAUCAACAUCAGCCUGGCUUUCUUCUUGUAUGACCUCCUCUCCCUCAUGGAUCGUGGCUUUGUGUUUAACCUCAUCAAACAUUAUUGCAGCCAGCUGUCAGCCAAGCUCAACAACCUUCCAACACUCAUUUCCAUGAGGCUGGAGUUCCUGAGAAUUCUCUGCAGCCAUGAGCAUUACCUCAAUCUGAACCUCUUCUUCAUGAAUGCGGAUACUGCUCCAGCAUCUCCCUGUCCCUCCAUAUCUUCCCAGAACUCCAGCUCCUGUUCCAGUUUCCAGGACCAGAAGAUUACUAGCAUGUUCGACCUGACUCCGGAGUACCGCCAGCAGCACUUCCUCACCGGGCUUCUCUUCACCGAGCUGGCCACCGCCCUGGAUGCUGAAGGGGAAGGGAUCAGCAAGGUACAAAGGAAAGCUGUCAGUGCCAUCCACAGCCUGCUGAGUUCUCACGACCUGGACCCACGUUGUAUGAAGCCAGAGGUGAAGGUCAAAGUCGCUGCCCUCUACCUGCCCUUGGUUGGUAUCAUUUUGGAUGCUUUGCCACAGCUCUAUGACUUUACAGCUGCAGAAGCUCGAGGUGGAAAAAAUCGUGCCAAUGGCUCAGAUGAAGAACAAGAAGGGACCAGUGCAAUUAAUCAGAAUGUGGCAUUGGCUAUAGCUGGAAAUUUCAAUUUGAAGACAAGUGGAACAAUGUUGUCUUCCCUGCCCUACAAGCAGUACAACAUGCUGAAUGCUGACACGACCCGAAACCUCAUGAUCUGCUUCCUGUGGAUCAUGAAAAAUGCUGACCAGAGCCUCCUUAGGAAGUGGAUUGCCGACCUGCCAUCCAUGCAGCUAAACAGGAUUUUAGAUCUCCUUUUCAUCUGUGUCUCGUGUUUUGAAUACAAGGGAAAACAGAGUUCUGACAAAGUCAGUACCCAAGUUCUGCAGAAGUCGAGGGAUGUCAAGGCCAGGCUGGAAGAGGCUUUGCUCCGUGGGGAAGGGGCCCGAGGGGAGAUGAUGCGGCGCUGCCGGACUCCAGGGAAUGACCGAUUUCCAGGCCUAAAUGAAAAUUUGAGAUGGAGGAAAGAGCAGACACAUUGGCGGCAAGCUAAUGAGAAGCUAGAUAAAACAAAGGCAGAGUUAGAUCAAGAAGCCUUGAUCAGUGGCAAUCUGGCUACAGAAGCAAAUUUAAUCAUCCUUGAUAUGCAGGAAAACAUUAUCCAGGCAAGCUCGGCUCUGGACUGCAAAGACAGCCUUCUGGGAGGAGUGCUGAGGGUCCUUGUGAAUUCUCUGAGCUGUGAUCAGAGCACCACAUACCUAACUCACUGCUUUGCGACACUCCGUGCUCUCAUUGCCAAGUUCGGCGACUUGUUGUUUGAGGAGGAAGUGGAGCAGUGUGCAGACUUGUGUCAGCGAGUGCUGCAUCACUGCAGCAGCAGCAUGGACGUCACCCGCAGCCAAGCCUGCGCCACGCUCUACCUCCUCAUGAGGUUCAGCUUUGGAGCCACCAGCAACUUUGCAAGAGUAAAGAUGCAAGUAACCAUGUCUCUGGCAUCUUUGGUGGGAAAAGCACAAGACUUUAAUGAGGAGUACCUGAGAAGAUCCUUGAGGACAAUUCUGGCCUAUGCAGAAGAGGACACAGCCAUGCAGACCACUCCUUUUCCCAUGCAGGUGGAAGAACUUCUCUGCAAUCUGAAUAGCAUCUUAUAUGACACAGUGAAAAUGAGGGAAUUUCAGGAAGAUCCUGAGAUGCUUAUGGAUCUCAUGUACAGAAUUGCCAAGAGUUACCAGGCAUCUCCUGAUCUGCGGCUGACCUGGCUCCAGAACAUGGCAGAGAAACACACCAAGAGGAAGUGCUACACGGAGGCCGCCAUGUGCCUGGUCCACGCGGCUGCUUUGGUGGCCGAGUAUCUGAGCAUGUUGGAGGACCACAGCUACCUGCCCGUGGGCAGCGUCAGCUUUCAGAAUAUUUCUUCCAACGUGCUGGAGGAGUCUGCCGUCUCUGAUGACACCCUGUCGCCUGAUGAGGAUGGGGUGUGCUCCGGCCGGUACUUCACGGAGAGCGGCCUGGUGGGCCUACUGGAGCAGGCGGCCGAGCUCUUCAGCACGGGAGGACUGUACGAGACGGUUAAUGAGGUCUACAAGCUGGUCAUCCCCAUCCUGGAGGCUCAUCGAGACUUCCGGAAGCUGACCUCCACCCAUGAAAAGCUGCAGAAGGCCUUCGACAGCAUCAUUAGCAAGGGUCAUAAGAGGAUGUUUGGAACCUACUUCCGAGUUGGUUUCUAUGGAUCCAAAUUUGGGGAUUUGGAUGAGAAGGAAUUCGUUUACAAAGAGCCUGCAAUUACCAAGCUUCCUGAGAUCUCUCACAGACUAGAGGCAUUUUAUAGUCAAUGUUUUGGUGCAGAAUUUGUGGAAGUGAUAAAAGACUCUGCUCCUGUGGACAAAACCAAGUUGGACCCUAACAAGGCCUACAUACAGAUCACUUUCGUGGAGCCCUACUUUGAUGAGUAUGAGAUGAAAGACAGGCUAACCUACUUUGAGAAGAACUUCAACCUGCGGAGGUUCAUGUACACCACCCCCUUCACCCUGGAGGGCCGGCCUCGGGGCGAGCUACAUGAGCAGUACCGGCGGAACACCGUCCUGACCACCAUGCACGCCUUCCCCUACAUCAAGACCAGGGUCAGCGUCGCCCAGAAGGAGGAGUUUGUUUUGACACCAAUUGAAGUUGCCAUUGAAGACAUGAAGAAGAAGACUCUGCAGUUAGCAGUUGCCGUUAACCAGGAGCCUCCUGAUGCCAAGAUGCUUCAGAUGGUGCUGCAAGGCUCUGUCGGAGCUACUGUCAAUCAGGGACCACUGGAAGUAGCCCAAGUAUUUUUGGCUGAAAUUCCAGCUGACCCAAAACUUUAUCGGCAUCACAACAAGUUGAGAUUAUGCUUUAAGGAAUUCAUAAUGCGAUGUGGGGAAGCCGUAGAGAAAAACAAGCGUCUCAUCACGGCAGAUCAGAGGGAGUAUCAGCAGGAACUUAAGAAGAACUACAACAAGCUGAAAGAGAACCUCCGACCAAUGAUCGAGCGGAAAAUUCCGGAACUCUACAAGCCAAUAUUCAGAGUUGACAGUCAAAAGAGAGACUCCUUCCACAGAUCCAGUUUCAGGAAAUGUGAAACCCAGUUGUCACAGGGCAGCCAAGAAAAACUAUCCUACCCAGGAAGACUGGAGGCUCUGUGACCCUGGAGAAGGACCCGCUGGUACCUAAAACAGGAUAUUUGCCACACAGGAUACACCACACGCUCCCUGAGCGGACGUACUCUGGAAGUUUUGGGACCCAAGUGACCGUGGGAGUUACACGCAAAUGGGGUGCGACCAGACUUCGGACAUUUGGCAGAUGGAGAUGCUGGAGGCUGGUUCAUCAGGGGUGCCUGUGUUAUUUGUUAAGGCGUGCUUUUUCACGUAAUUGUACAAAACAAGGCAUAAAUAGCAUCUCCUGCUGAGUGGUCAGGCACUGCCUAGCCAAGGGAUGACUUCCUCCCAUCUGUUUUUGAGUUUAACCUAUAUUUAGAUAAACCCAAAUUGCCCAAGGGAAAAUGGAAAAGUUAUCCACCAACCUAUUCAGAGUGAACUUGUCCAUCCCCUUUUUAUGGGAAAAAGCUGAACUUGUUGGAGUACAAACAUUCCAAUAAAUCUGUGAGGGGAAGGCUUACUAGAAAUCAAAAGAUCAUGAAGGCUAGAAAUCUGGGAUCAAUUAUUUGUGAACUUGAUUCCCUUUUGGUAAUGGUAGACUAAUUGUUGUACAGUUAUUUUUGCUUUUUUGUUCUGUUACGUUGUUAAUUUAACACACUUUAGAGAGGUGCACACUCCAGCACUGAUGUAGGAGAUACAUGGUACUCUGAGUGACCCGCUCCAAGUUGCAGAUGAUGCAUUUACUAAAAUUGAAACAAUUCUCCUCUAAAGCAUGGCUUUUUUUUCUUACGCUGACUCUUGGUAUCACUUUUUAUUCUCUUCUCUGGGACCAAGUUUAUUUUUAUAAAAGAAUAAUACUUCUGCUUUCAUUUCUGAGCAUCUUGCUGUUUGUCAGCAUGUGUACAUCAGCUAGAGAAUAUAUUCAGCUUUGGAUUCUUUGGAGAAAGAUGAACAAAGUUAUUAUUUGAGAAUUAAAUUAUAUAUUUUUAAUGUGACUGAUUACCUUGACUGGUACUGAAAACAUUAUAAGAAUUGCAAGCAAAAUGUUUCCUUUUGCAACUCCUUUUUUUUAAUUUUGACAACUCACAACUCUUCGGUAAAGCAUUUCAGAGAAGAAAGAUGCCUGAUUAUGGCCUUGGUCAAACAGUGCUAUCCAGGGUCACACCUCAUAUAUAAUAUUUAGUCUUAGUGGUCAUGAGAGAGAAUUUCAUUUGGAUGUCACACAACUUUUUCAUUUAUAUCAUCAGGUAUGCAUGAAUUUAUAUUCUGAAAGAGGACAUUUUUCUUUUAAUUACUGAAACUUACUAGUUUAAAUGGCAAACCUUUUGUUCUUUAGACAUUUGGGGGAGAACUCUUCCUAAAGUACAUGGUGUAUUUAAUUGUUUUCUUAAAUGAGUACAUAUGACAUGCUUUA